Lachancea lanzarotensis is the source of this 1104-nucleotide messenger RNA. It is a transcript of the gene SPS18, whose product is annotated as LALA0S12e03092g1_1. NCBI's taxonomy places the organism in Eukaryota, Fungi, Ascomycota, Saccharomycetes, Saccharomycetales, Saccharomycetaceae. The record is from RefSeq and is a predicted model, not a curated record. The coding region runs from base 1 to 1104 and encodes 367 amino acids. Gene Ontology annotation, biological process: regulation of ARF protein signal transduction; regulation of endocytosis. The transcript has a single exon. Gene Ontology annotation, cellular component: Golgi membrane. Gene Ontology annotation, molecular function: GTPase activator activity.
AUGUCUGAACAAUGGCAGGUCAAUCCAGAUAAUCGAAGACGGCUCCUGCAGUUGCAGAAGCUGGGUGGAAACAAGAAAUGUGUGGAUUGUGGAGCACCAAAUCCGCAGUGGGCAUCUCCGAAAUUUGGGAUAUUUAUAUGUUUGGAGUGUGCGGGAAUCCACAGAGGCCUUGGGGUACAUAUCUCGUUUGUGAGAUCGAUCACAAUGGACCAGUUUAAGCCAGAAGAGCUGGAACGCAUGGAAAAGGGUGGAAAUGAACCUUUCAGUGCUUAUCUGGAAUCGCACGGCGUGAGUUCGAAGUUGCCUCACAAGAUCAAAUACAACAAUCCAAUUGCAACUGAUUAUAAAAAUAAGCUUACCGCUGAAAUAGAAGGCACCGAAUGGACGGAACCUGAGCACCCAGAUUUUGAUCCUAAGAGCUUGGGUACGUCGAAUGAGCAGCCUGUACUCUCUCCGCAAGAUUCCAGAAGCUCAUCGCCCGCGCCAACCGGUUCCGGAGGCUCGGCUCCUUUGGAAUCGCGUAGAAGCACUCCUCAGGUCCCUGAAUCGCAACGUGAGAAAAAUGAGACCUAUUUUGCGGAACUAGGUAAGAAAAACUCUCUCAAGUCGAAUUCUUUACCACCUUCACAGGGAGGAAAAUACCAAGGAUUUGGAAACACGCCGGCGAAUACGCAGAAAAAUGAGAAUUUGAACGGCAAAAUGGCCACCUUGUCCCUUGACAACUUGCAAAAGGACCCACUGGGCACUUUUUCAAGAGGAUGGAGUAUGUUCUCCAGUGCUGUCAGCAAACACGUCGAAGACGUGAACGACAGCAUGAUCAAGCCAGGGGUGCAACAAAUGCAGGCGAAGGACCUUUCUGAGGAGACUCGUAGAGCAGCAGCUCAAUUUGGUCAAAAAUUCCACGAAACCUCUAACUACGGGUACCAGGCUUUUUCGAACUUCACCAAAAAUCUGCAAGGACAGUACCAACAAAACUUUGGUCAGGAGCCUGCCACUGAGAGCCAAUUCUCUAAACUCUUUGAUGAUGUCGGAAAUGCUAGCCCUACGACUACCGCUGAAACGAAACCCAAGAAGUCUGAAGAAGACGAAUGGGACGAAUUUUGA